Macadamia integrifolia is the source of this 2010-nucleotide messenger RNA. RefSeq names its product UPF0481 protein At3g47200-like. Bases 660 to 1421 code for a protein of 253 amino acids. The record is from RefSeq and is a predicted model, not a curated record. The transcript has 2 exons. Lineage: Eukaryota; Viridiplantae; Streptophyta; Magnoliopsida; Proteales; Proteaceae.
UCCACUUGGAGGAAACAAAGUAAUAAAGCUUUUGCUAUUCUUGUGUAGCAGAGAUACAGCUAAGAUUUUUCCAAUAAUUUAAAGGGAAAGUGAGCAUUCAUCGGAGGUGGUUGGGUGUGGACCAUAUCUGAGUUCCAUAGAAUGAAAGAUAACUCAUUGUUAUUGAGAAGCAAAUCCUAAUGCUGAUUACCUUAGAAAUUCAGUUGCUAAGUAUGAGACCUCGGAUCUUGUCCAAGCUUUGUCACCACUAGUCAACAUGGAGCUAGAAGUUGAUGCUGUAAAUUGUCCAAGAUUAUGUCUCAAAGAAGUAGUUUGAUUUUCUUUCUUUUUAGUGGAGAAUCUCUUUGGUUAGUCUAGCCAACUGAUGGCAGUGCCGAAGUUGUUGAAAAGAAAGAUAGAUCAAAGGUCAAGCAAUGGCGGAUGUUACGAAAACCAAAAGGGAACACAAGUGCCAUGAAGAUCCCCAUAUUUUCGCUUCAGUUGAUGAUAAUACUGUAAGAGAAGACAAGAGCAGGAGAGGAGAUGAAGUUAUUAGUGUAUUGGUGCUGGAAUCCAUCGAGAAAGAUCGUAAAAAGGUUUGUCCCUUGUCAUUCAAUUGCAACAUUUACCGAGUUCCCAAUCCAUAGUUUAAAAGAAAACCAGAAGCCUACAUUCCUCGUAUGGCCUCCAUUGGCCCUUUCCACCGCGACAAGGAACACUUAAAACCCAUGGAACCACAUAAGUUGAGAUAUUUGAAUGAUUUUCUAACCCGAAGCCAAUUUCAGGCAACCUUGGAGAAUUAUGUUAAUGUUAUUACAGAAUUGGAAGACAAAGCUAGGCAAUGUUACUCGGAAAUUAUCCAAGAAUCUAAAGAAGAGUUUGUGAAAAUGAUGGUAAUUGAUGGUUGCUUCAUACUUGAGCUCAUCCUUAAGAUUACUAACGAUGAUCCAGAUAUGAUAAUGAAUACCCCAUGGAUGUUUUAUUUUAUAAAGUACGACCUGAUUCUACUAGAAAAUCAACUUCCUUUCUUUGUUCUUGAGCGUCUCUAUGAACUAUUCACAGGGAAUUCUAAUUCUAAUGGACUUGAUGCACUCAUCUUCAAUUUCUUUCAAAUUCUAGUGCCACAGUCCCACAGCAUUACCCCUGAAAGUAAUCAAUUUCGAUGCUUAGAGGUAGUCGAAUCGUUUCCCAAGGCGGCAGUGGCCUCCACAAUCAGACCUCACCAUUUGCUUCAUUUUGUACGAGAUUUGUUCCUCCAAACAUCCUCAGGGCGGUGGAGGCCACGGGAUCCUGGACCAAUCAUGUCCAUCCAUUGUGCAAUAGAGCUUGAGGAGGCCUGUGUCAAGUUUGAGAAGGAGGUGAAGAAGAAGACAUGUUUGUUGGACAUAACAUUUCAAAAGAGUGUUGGAAAUUCCAACCAUUACAAUUCAGGAUGGGACUGAGUCUCUACUUCGAAACCUCAUUGCUUUUGAACAGUCUAGUUCUGUGUACAAGAACUACAUCACAGAUUAUGCUUUGUUCAUGGAUGACCUUAUCAACUCUGCCACGGAUGUUGAGUUGCUUCAGAAAAAGGGAAUUAUUAAGAACUGGCUUGGUGAACCAAAAGAUGUGGCUGCCUUAUUUAAUGGUCUUCUCAAAGAUGUCACUACAGGGAGAGAUUACUUCUACAAUGUUCGCCAUGAAUUGGAGAAAUAUUAUGAGACUCCAUGGCACAAAUGGAAGGCAAGUUUGAUGCAAAAGUAUUUCAAUUCUCCAUGGGCAUCCAUUUCUCUCAUUGCUGCAUCAAUUCUUCUCUUCUUGACUGUCAUACAGACCGUUUGUUCCAUCCUACAAGUCACAUGAAGUUUGUGAUCCCAUGAAUCCCUUGAUAUGUUUAAUAUUUAGUAUGAGUAAUCAUAUUGUAUGUCAUAUUGUGUAUAUUUAAGAAUUUGAUUCCAAAAAAUAAAUAUGAGUAUUCAUAAUAUGUGUGUGCCGAAUGGGAGUCGUAAGGGUAUUAAUCGGUUCGGUUUCGGUGUAUACGGUACAGUUCGA